CAAGGAUAUGGGCGGAGCUAAAACAUGACCGAGUGGGCGGUGCUUCUGAUGGUGACCGAGGUGCAGGCGGCAACUUCAACUUGGAGCGGCAUCAGUCGUAGCGUUUGACUCGUGGAAAAAACGACGAAGUGUUUCCGCCUUCCGCUCUUCUAACCAAGAAAAACGAAGAUGAAAUUCUGGCAAUUGUUCCUCAUCUCCAUGCUUGCCAUGGCCGCCAUGGUUCAAGCCCAAGAGCAGGGACCAGAAGCUGUCGACCCCGAACACGAGAACGGAGACGAUGAAGGCCAUGCAGAACCCGAGGCUGAGCCCACUGCCGACGAUGGGGCCGAAGAGGAAGAUAGCGUCGCUCCAGAGCCAGAGCCAGAAGGCACUGAUGAGCCACAGGAAGUUGAUGCUGGAAAUGGAGAUGAUGAACAUGAGGAGGUAGAAGAGAGUCAUCCUGAAAAAAUGAAUGAAGUAGAAACAGAACCAGUAGAGAUGGAAGAAGUUAUUGAAUCCUCCAAAACCGCUGGCCUGGAGAGCGACAACGGAGCCACCUCUGCCUGCUUCUCCUUCUCCACAGUGAUUCUAUCAACCCUUGUUGCACUGAAAUUUGCUCAUUGAGUAUUGAUACAUUUUGAUUUGAAGAGCAUUUAAUGGCCUUACAUGUACUGUAGUCUUAUUGGUGUAUAUAAUAUAUUGAACAACCUGUAGAAACUUGAAGUACAGUACAAAAGUUUAGUAGUUUUAAACUAAACUUUUGAUCGAGUCUUUAUCUGUUUAAUGGGCCAUUAUUAUAUAUAUUUUUUUCUAAAUCGGUGUGCUGCUUUCAAUUUCGUGCCUCAAUAUACACAUACACAGGAGGUUCAUAAAUUUCAUGAGGCAAAUUUCUUCUACAGAUUACGAACUCUUUGAGCACACCAGAAAAUAAUGAUUAUCGGAGAGUGCACACAAGUGUUAAGCUAAUUCCCAAAGUUCAGUUCGCUUUGUUUUCAUUAAGAAUGUUUGUUUUCUACCUUUAUAAAAAGCAAUGGAUUAAAAUUGAGCAACCGUUCUAUAGGUCUUUAUUGUUUGACAGAGUCCCAGUGUGAAAGGCUUCCCAAGGUAAAACAUAAAGAAUGGGAUGUCUUUGUAAACAAAUUGCAUUUAUUUCCAUCCAGGGCUUAGUGUAUAUACUGAUCAGCUAGAUAUAUAGAUUAAUCAUAUAUUUAAAACUCCUGAUAGAUUUUAUCAGUAUCUAUUGAGAUCAGGUAUGACCUAAGACCUUCAAAUCUUUAUUCAUUCUAAACAAAAAAUUGCAGAUUAUAGAUCUUGCCCUAGGAAUCCAUUUGUACUUUUAUAUAAGUCAUAUGUGUGCUAAAUAAAAAAAUUAUCAAUAGCAUUAAUAUACAUCCUGCUGUAUGUAUUAGAUGUAGUUGCUAGUGUGAAUGAGCUUAGUUACAUUAUCUAGCUAUGUGGUCAAUCCUUGCUGCUUGUGCAUAUCAGUGUUAUUUCAGAAAUUUUCUCAAGAACAUGUUUGUUAAUGAUAGGUCUUAAUUUAUUUCAAAUUGAUAUACCGUAUCAUAAUUACUCAACCGUUUUCAUUUAAAUGUGAUAAAAAGACUGUGCUACCAACAUUCCCUAUACAAACAUCCUAGGACUAGUGUACUUUAAUACACAGAGUGUGUAAAUGUUAGCCUAGAUAUUUUCCGUAUGUAUUUACUGAAGUCUUUACUCUUUAAUACACGUAAGUUAGAA
Macrobrachium nipponense is the source of this 1716-nucleotide messenger RNA. RefSeq names its product protein TsetseEP-like. The record is from RefSeq and is a predicted model, not a curated record. NCBI's taxonomy places the organism in Eukaryota, Metazoa, Arthropoda, Malacostraca, Decapoda, Palaemonidae. Bases 169 to 603 code for a protein of 144 amino acids. The transcript has 4 exons.